This is a messenger RNA of Rhodotorula graminis WP1, 642 nucleotides long. RefSeq lists its product as uncharacterized. The record is from RefSeq and is a predicted model, not a curated record. The coding region runs from base 1 to 642 and encodes 213 amino acids. Lineage: Eukaryota; Fungi; Basidiomycota; Microbotryomycetes; Sporidiobolales; Sporidiobolaceae. The transcript has 4 exons. Gene Ontology annotation, biological process: endocytosis. Gene Ontology annotation, cellular component: clathrin vesicle coat; membrane.
AUGGAUUCCACGAUCGAGUCCAUCCUGUUCAUCGCACGCGAGGUCUACGUCUACCAGAUCCCACCAAGGCAGUCCAACGCGGGCUACCGUGCCGCAGAAUGGGGCGAGAUGACCGAGCCCAUGUGGCGCGGCCGCCUGCGCGUCAUCGAGCGCGGCUCGGACCUCCCGACCGAGUGCCUCCUCCACCUCGAGGACAAGGACUCGGGCGAGCUGUUUGCCCAGGCGCCCUACAAACCCUCGAAGCAGAACCCCAACGGCGGCUGCGAGGCCGUCCUCGACUCGUCGCGCUACUUUGUCCUCACCGUCGUCGACGGCACCAACCGCGCCUACAUCGGCAUGGGCUUCCCCGAGCGCAGCGAGGCGUUCGACUUUAACGUCGCGUUGCAGGACUGGUCCAAGCGGCAGAACCCUCCCAAGCUCCUCCCGACCUCCUCGUCGUCGUCCAGCUCCUCCGCUCCCACCCAGCCCUCGCGCGACUUCUCGCUCAAGGAAGGAGAGACGAUCGCGAUCAAGCUCGGCGGCCUCUCGACCAAGAAGAAGGCGCCGGCGACCGGUGCAGGAGCAGGAGGAGGAGCGGGAGGAGGGGGGCUCGGAGGGUUCAUGCUCCCGCCGCCGCCGCCGGCACCGCCGCGUGGGAGGUGA